Pseudophryne corroboree (corroboree frog) is the source of this 1463-nucleotide messenger RNA. RefSeq names its product serpin B5-like. Gene Ontology annotation, biological process: negative regulation of endopeptidase activity. The coding region runs from base 33 to 1286 and encodes 417 amino acids. NCBI's taxonomy places the organism in Eukaryota, Metazoa, Chordata, Amphibia, Anura, Myobatrachidae. The transcript is spliced from 7 exons. Gene Ontology annotation, molecular function: serine-type endopeptidase inhibitor activity. The record is from RefSeq and is a predicted model, not a curated record.
UAGUACACAAUGUGAUAGGAUAUCAUUAUGGUAUGGCGUUAGCAUCCUGGCACUUUAGAAGCCGGUGGUCAAGUGACCAAUGCCAGAAUCCCGACACUAAUCGGAAUCCCAGCACCGGAACCCUGACCGACAGCAUCCUCAAGAAAAUGGAGGGUUUUCAUCAGGCAAAUACAGCUUUAUCGAUGGACAUUUUCAAAAAAUUUACUGAACAGAGGAAGACAGAAAAUUUUAUCUUCUCACCAAUAUGUCUGUCGUACUCCUUGGCUUUAGGUUUUAAAGGAUCCAAAGGAAACACUGCAACUGAGAUAGAAAAGGUUCUUCAUUUUGAAAAAGUCAAAGAUUAUGAUUUUGGAUUUCAAACUCUGAAUUCAGACAUAUGUAAAAUCAGUGCUACAUUACCCCUGAAAGUGGUCAAGCGUCUUUAUGUCGACAGUAGUUUCAACUGCACGAAAGAAUUUAUCAAUUCAACCAAGAAACCAUAUCCAUCAGAACUGGAAAUAAUUGACAUUAAAACCCGAGCAGAAGAGGCCAGAAAUCAGAUAAAUGCUUCAAUAAAAGAACUCACUGAUGGUCAUAUGCAGAAUUUGUUGAGCGAGGGUUUGUUGAAUGAGAAUACUAACAUGCUCAUGCUUGGAUCUGCAUACUUCAAAGGUUGCUGGUUAUAUAAAUUCAACGAAUCUGAAACAAAAGAAGGAGUGUUCCACAUUAACAAGACUGAAACUAAGCCUAUACAAAUGAUGCAGCUGGAGGCACGACUCAGCAUAAGAUCCAUAAAGGAACUUAACCUGGUGAUCUUGGAUAUCCCAUUUGCAGGCAAACACAUCAGUAUGCUCAUUUUGAUGUCAAAAAACACGGAAGAUGACUCCGCUGGACUAGAAAAGCUGGAACAAGAUCUCACCUUAGAGAAUUAUCUCAACUGGACCAACCCAAGCAUGAUGGCCAAUAGCAAAGUAAAACUAACUUUACCCAAGUUCAAGAUCGAGAGCAGUUAUGAUCUAAAGGACAAUCUGAGGAGCUUGGGGAUUAAUGAUGCAUUUGAUGAAGAGGUGGCUGAUUUUUCUGGAAUGUCAGAGACUAAAGGUCUUUCUAUAUCUCAGGCAAUGUAUAAUGCUGGGAUAGAUAUCACUGAGGAUGGCACUGAGACAGCAGAUGUGACCAAGGAGAGGUACUUGAUGCCCAAAACAGAGUGUAAUGUGGAUCACCCUUUCCUAUUUCUAAUAAGACACAAAAAAACACAGAGCAUUUUCUUUUGUGGCAGGUAUUGCUGCCCCGAAGCAUCAUGUUAGGCUUUCAGUAAUUUGUUUAACACACAUCUGUUACAAAAUUGUUUAAUAUUUUAUCUUACAACUACUGCCUAUAGCCUAUGUAAUGCCCCAACAACACAUUUUGUAUAUGAAAAACUACAGAUUUGAGUUAGUAGUUCUUCUUCAGUAAACACAAAUAAAUCAGACGAUAAACAACUA